GAUGGAAGGUUCACAGCUCACCGUUAUACUGGGAGCUAUCUGUCUCAGUGUGGUAAGCGCAGGCUUAUCAACGGCAGCCUCAAUAUAUACAGAGUACCUGUUUAAAACUGAUAGAAGACCAUUCUUUGAGCAGCAGAUUCAACUGUAUUUAUUUGGAGUGCUAAUAACCGGCGUAUGGGCCACGUAUAUAACGAAAGGAAACCCAUUUGUCGUGGAAGGGAACUUGUCCGUUACACUACUGUGGUUGUUGAUUCUAACCAUCUUUCUCGGUGGCGCGGGAGGCCUCCUUGUCGCUGCUAUUAUUAAGAACAUUGAUAAUAUUGCCAAAAUUUAUGCAUCCACUAUCGCUAUCCUGGUCACAGGUGUGGUGUGUUGGAUUCUUUUCCCUGAAAACUUCCAGAUGACCGUCACUUUUGUACUGGCGAUAUGCAUGAUUCUAGCCUCGUCCGUACUGUACGAAAGAGCCAAACCCAAAGAACCAGACGAGACAUCAAACAAAAAUGGAUCUAAACCUACUGUUUUAUCAAAGGAAAACGUCUCACUAAACAGUGCACCCGAACACAAAAUAUAGCGCGUAUACGUAGUACCUAUUAUCGCAUUAUUAUGCAAAGUGUACUUGAAUUAAA
Molecule: messenger RNA, 626 nt
Organism: Saccoglossus kowalevskii
Lineage: Eukaryota; Metazoa; Hemichordata; Enteropneusta; Harrimaniidae
Product: putative UDP-sugar transporter protein SLC35A4
Biological process (GO): pyrimidine nucleotide-sugar transmembrane transport
Cellular component (GO): Golgi membrane
Molecular function (GO): pyrimidine nucleotide-sugar transmembrane transporter activity
Source: RefSeq, a predicted model, not a curated record